Molecule: messenger RNA, 1209 nt
Organism: Folsomia candida
Lineage: Eukaryota; Metazoa; Arthropoda; Collembola; Entomobryomorpha; Isotomidae
Product: UPF0598 protein F59C6.12-like
Exons: 4
Coding region: 82-642 (186 amino acids)
Source: RefSeq, a predicted model, not a curated record
CAUUGUUGACAAACUUUGGACCCAGCUCACAAAUCGCGCUGUUAUUACUGACUGGAUCUACACAUCAAAAUACGAGUAAAAAUGUUGCAGCGGUUUUUGCGUCGAAACUAUUCUCAAGUUGUUUACAAACAGGGUCAGGAAAAUCACAAGGACCCAAAAAUUAGGGAAUACUUUUACUUCGUUGAUCACAAUGGAAUGCUCUUCCUGGACGAUUCACGUAUGAAAAAUUUUACAUCCGCGUUUAAAGAUCCCGUGUUUCUAACAUUUUUUCUGCGAAAUCUGAAGCACAACCCAUACUCAGAUUAUAAAGACGCCUUUCCAUACGUGUCCCUUUGUGGAGUGGAGAGAAAUUAUACACGAUGCGACGAUCUUCCUAUCGUGUUUACAAAGUUGACUGGAUCUACUCUUCAUUACGGUUAUUACACGGACAAAUUGACGGUAAAUUUCUUCCCAGAAAAAUUACAAAUUGCAAGUAACGGGAGGCUAUAUCACCCAACAUUUCUUAAGCUGCCCAAAGUUGAGAAUGGACUACUGCGAUCACAACUAGUAAUGGACCUUAGUAGUAAACUUAUUUAUGAUACAAAUAAUAAGGCAAUUGGUAUACGUUGGGAUGGAAAAGAAACUUUAUUCUCGAUAAAGUAAAAUUGAUUUUGCAUUAGCGGAGCCGACGAGAUUCACGUAUUGUUGCAAAACUAUGUCGUCGUCAGAUUGUCGAAGUGUUUUGUAUAUUCGGUACGGCAUAAUGGAUCUCUUAAACAGAAGCGUCACCUGGUACCAAAUUAAGACAUUUGACUGAUUAAAUAUAGAUAAAAUAAUUUAAACGCAUCUACGAUAAUAAUUUUACCUGUUGAAUAUCUUCAUUAUUAUUAUCUGGUGCUUGUUGUUGUGGUUCUCCAAAUCUCACAUAUUUUUGGUCGUCCAACAUUUUUCUCAGUUCAUCAUCCAACAAUCUCCAAGUGAAACCUUCAGGACAGAGUAAGUACGAAGGGCUGAAGUUACCUUUGUAUCUCAUCUUUUGGCAGGAGUGGAUGUAGAAUCUGUAACAGUAAAUUAAAUUAGAUUGAGAAAUUACUGUGUAGUUUACUAGAGAGAAGCAAAAUAAUAUCGAUAUAAAUUAUUAUACCCCAUGUAGUAGUACUUGAAAUUGGGAACUUCUUUUGACAUUUGGCGAACAAAUAAAAUUUCAUACCUGCGAGAUUUAUGAAUAUG